AUGGCGGAGGAGACCGAGAAGGCGGAGAACAAGGACAAGAGGGCUGUGAUCUCGGAAGAGAUCGCUGUGGAGAUCUUUGCAAAGAGAAAGAUGAACACGAAAUUUAAGACCGCAGACAGCUGCUUGGUGGCAAACGAGUAUGGUGUUAGCUCAAAGUCCGUCCGAGAUGUCUGGGAUCGUCGAACUUGGGUAAAGGCUACUAUGCCGUUGUGGACACCGGCGGAGGUGGAGCAGUACGAGAAGAGUAACAAGCGUCCUCCUGGACGACCGUUGGGAGUGACCGACUCCAAGCCAAGGAAACGACGAUGUCACUCACACAAAUCUGAUCAGACUCUCCGGAAAAAGGUUGCUGAGUCAAGACGUCAACAACCCAACGAUGCGUCGUCGUCGUCGUCGUCGUCAUCAUCGACCUGUUACUUCAACUCAUCGUCAUGUUCGUCGUCAUCAUCUGAAGCUGGGUCGUCGACAGUAGACAACCAACAUGCAGCACUUGGUCUGCCCAUCGAAGAAGCCAAGUCUAGGAUUUUAGCUGCUCAGCCAUUCGUCCAUCAACGUCCAGAUGCCCAGAUUGUUGGCUUGGAGGCUCUGCGGAAUCUUCAGCCACCGACAGGAAUUGAGAUGCUCUUGGCUGGCAAUCAAGCAUGGAAUCCCCCGCUGCUCCAAAGCCAACCUUUUCUCUUGUUGCAGCCUGCAACGAGCAGGCCAAUACUUCCCCUGCAAACACACACUAUACUGCCAUCUAGCACACUGAACACGGGAAUUCCUUUCGAUCAGCCUGCGCUAUGGCCAGGGAUUGUCAACAUUGGCAUUGCUCAAAGAAUAUCAGCCACCAACACUCUCCUUAUGCUCAACCAGGCAUGCAUCUCUUCGACUCAGAACAAGCCGGAAAGUCAACUGAAGGAUGGAGGAAGGUGA
Messenger RNA from Guillardia theta CCMP2712, 915 nucleotides. RefSeq lists its product as hypothetical. The transcript has a single exon. Lineage: Eukaryota; Cryptophyceae; Pyrenomonadales; Geminigeraceae. The record is from RefSeq and is a predicted model, not a curated record. Bases 1 to 915 code for a protein of 304 amino acids.